AUGAACGGUGGUGAGGCUUUUGAACUAGAUGCGGACACACUUUUGAGCCGUCAACAAGAUGUCAUCAGGGAAAUGUGGAAUGCAGAAAACGAUAUAGUGAAUGAUAUAAGCAACAUAACUGAGAUGAACUUCUUUGGAAAUGAGGAAGAUGAGCAUAACGAGCAAGAAGAAGAGGAAGAGGAAGAAUUUGAAGACUUUGAAGAGUACGAGGAUGAUCUUGACUACAAUUCCGCACUGAUAGAAGCCCAGCAACAAUGGGACGAAUCACUAGAGCAACUAAAUAAGGUACUCAACUGGAUUCUACUACCCAUGAUUGGCAAGAUUGCUGGAAGAAGAGUUGCUGGUGUCAUAUGGAGACGGGUAAUGAAUUACAUCUGGAAGAGCUAA
Molecule: messenger RNA, 387 nt
Organism: Naumovozyma castellii
Lineage: Eukaryota; Fungi; Ascomycota; Saccharomycetes; Saccharomycetales; Saccharomycetaceae
Gene: MIM2
Product: Mim2p
Exons: 1
Coding region: 1-387 (128 amino acids)
Source: RefSeq, a predicted model, not a curated record